AUGGUGUCGCUGCCAAACGACGACACCUCGCAGGAUUCCUCCGGACCGACCCCGUGGCCGAUAGUCGGCCCUUCGGCGGCUUUCUCUCCCCCUUCAUCCAGAGGAGGUUUGCCAGCAGGCGGACAGCAGGGGGACGAACGCUGUGGUGUGUUUACGAAACAGGCCGACGGUGUAUGGGAAAUGUACAGCCUGUUCGUAGGCAGUCAGCUGAUGGUUGUGCUUAAUGGUUAUGAAGCGGUGAAGGAUGCUCCUCUCAAACCACCCGAGGUGUUCUCCGACAGGCCAACUAUCCCGCUCAUUUCCAUAUCUUUUUCUGGUUUAGGAAUAGUCUUUGCACCUUACGGUCCAUCUGGAGAAAGCAACGCAGUUCUGCCACGCCACAUCCGAAACUUGGCCUGGGAGGUUGAGUUGGAGCCUUGCAUCCUGCAGGGUCUGGCAUCAAAACAGCUGCAGAGACUGAACGAGGUGUCUGGUGGUGCCGGUGUGGACCUGGCUCCGCUGAUCAGCAGCCGCUGUGCAAACGUCAUCUGCUCGCAUCUGGGUCAGCGCUUCCAUCGAAACCACGAGUUUCGCACCAUGCUGGACCUCAUGGUUCGUGGCCUGGAGAUCUGCAUCAACAGCCCUGCAGUCCUCAUCAACAUCUUUCCACUGCUUUACUAUUUACCUUUUGGGGUCUUCAAGGAGUUACGGCAGGUGGAAGGAGACAUCACAGCGUUUUCGAAGAGGAUUAUUGCAAAUCACCGGGAAACAUUAGAUCCUGCCAACCCGAGGGACCUUACGGACAUGUUACUUAAUAGAGAAUGUUGGCACCGCAAUCUGCUGGAGAGGAGAGCAGCUUGAGAAGAUUAUCUCUUUUACAUAAUAGGAGAUCUCUUCAUCGCCGGCACUGACACCACUACUAAUUCAGUUUUAUGGAUUCUGCUCUACAUGGUCUCACACCCUGAUAUCCAAGACAAGGUCCAGGCAGAGAUUGAUAAAGUGGUAGGCAGACAUCGGGUCCCGUCUUUGACCGAAGGGAAGUUUGCUUUUACUGAAGCCACCAUCAUGGGUGCAGAGACUGACGUAGUGGUGCCUCUGGCUAUUCCUCCAUGGCCUCCAAGACAACAGGUGAACUUAAACAACACUAUGACCCCGUUCAGAGGCUACACAAUUCCCAAAGGAACAGUUGUUGUGCCCAAUCUUUGGUCUGUCCAUAGAGAUCCCACUGUGUGGGACGACCCAGACACUUUCAACCCAGCCUUCUUGGACGAUGAGAGAAAGUUGCUCAGGAAAGAGUGCUUCAUACCAUUUGGGUCAGGUCGCAGGGUGUGAUGGGUGAACAAACUGGCGAAGAUGGAGCUGUUCCUGAUGGUUACCAGCUUACUGCAGGCCUUCAGAUUCCGACUCCCAGAGGCACCUCCUAACCUGCAGGGACGAUUCGGCCUGAUGGCACCCUGCUCAUACUCUGUGUGUAUUGUGGAGAUGGAGAAUGAAGAUUUUUAUGGAACAACUAUCCUUUUUAUAGGACAGUAG
Molecule: messenger RNA, 1512 nt
Organism: Larimichthys crocea (large yellow croaker)
Lineage: Eukaryota; Metazoa; Chordata; Actinopteri; Sciaenidae
Product: cytochrome P450 2U1
Biological process (GO): xenobiotic metabolic process
Cellular component (GO): intracellular membrane-bounded organelle; cytoplasm
Molecular function (GO): iron ion binding; oxidoreductase activity, acting on paired donors, with incorporation or reduction of molecular oxygen, reduced flavin or flavoprotein as one donor, and incorporation of one atom of oxygen; heme binding
Source: RefSeq, a predicted model, not a curated record